UGUGUUUUGGUUAGGCUACUUAAAUCGAAAUUUUCAAUUUCUUUUUUAUUGUGUCUUUAAUAUAGUUCAAUGCCGUUUUAUAAACAAUUAUUUGCAAGUAUAUAAUGCAGCGUCGAUUAAAAAUCUGAUGACAGUUUGUGACUAUCUUUUGUAUCUAAAAGGGUGCAAAUUAUUGGCGAGAACCAUGCUUAAACUUCUAUGUUCCAUUUUUAUUAUUUGUCUUUAUAUAGGGACGUGCCAUUCAAACCCAGGAAUAUUUGAUUUAGUGGCGGACGAAAGUAAAGAAUACGUACAAGGUGGCGGAAAAUCUUAUGACAAUGUUCAUCAAUCCCAACAAGGAGAAGCUGGCAAAAAGGCAUAUGUUUCUAAGCACCAGAAAGAACAAGGACUGCAAGGACAUCAUGAUAAUGAAAGACAUCAACAAAAAUAUGCUCAAGAGGGUGGGAGUAAAAAGUCACAGAGCCAUGACGACGGAUAUUAUGCUGGCGGACACAAAGGUUCCCAUGGAGAGAAAGGCUAUAGUUAUGUUGAUAAAGGCAGUUACGCGAAAGGACACAGUACUAAAGGACAUCACGAUGUUCAUAAACUUGAUGAAUUCCAGAAGAAAAAGACAUUUUUCGAUGAAGACCACGACGAAGCUGAUCAAGAAAAACAUGGCGGAUACGAAGUAGGAAAAGAUUUUAAGAAUGGCCAAUUUAAAUAUGGUGGACACGCCAAGAAGGUCUACUUCGAAGGAGAAUUUGGAGCUAGUGGCAAAGCUGAAAAAGGAGAUCACGAUUUUGAAGAAGCUGGACAUAAACGUGCUAGCGGCAAAGACGCAUAUUUCAAAGAUGCGGAGGAAUUCGUAAAGAAAGGCAAUUCGGAACUGUUUAAAAAUUUUGGAUUUAAUGUAAAGAAACAAGAAUAAAUGUAUUAUGUAACAGCUAAGCCAAAAGACUUGUUUAAUGUAGCUCUUUGUACAGUAUGUUAAUUUAUUAAAUAAACGUUAUUAAG
This is a messenger RNA of Sitophilus oryzae (rice weevil), 993 nucleotides long. RefSeq lists its product as uncharacterized. Lineage: Eukaryota; Metazoa; Arthropoda; Insecta; Coleoptera; Curculionidae. The transcript has 4 exons. The record is from RefSeq and is a predicted model, not a curated record. The coding region runs from base 128 to 907 and encodes 259 amino acids.